Erythranthe guttata (spotted monkey flower) is the source of this 1443-nucleotide messenger RNA. The record is from RefSeq and is a predicted model, not a curated record. NCBI's taxonomy places the organism in Eukaryota, Viridiplantae, Streptophyta, Magnoliopsida, Lamiales, Phrymaceae.
AUGGAUAUGCUCCAUAAUCAUUCCCAUGGUGAACGGAAUACGUUCUCCAUUGACAGGCUUAGUGAUUUACCAGACUCGGUCCUCACUCACAUUCUCUCCUUUCUCCAGACAAAGGAUUCCGUACGAACAAGCGUUCUCGCUCGAAGAUGGAGGUAUCUCUGGGCUUAUGUCCCCACUCUAGAUUUUGACGGCGAAAACAAGGACUUCAUCAACAAGGCCAUGUUGCUGCAUAUAGUGGAGCGCGUUAAUACUUUCCGUCUCCUUCUAGACAAGGAUUAUAGCUUCCAUGAUUACCCACUCGAUACAUGGACUGCCUUCGCCAUCAUGCGCCGUGUGCAAAAUCUUGAUCUCUGUCUCCGUUUUCAAGUUGCUUUGCCUCGACGCCUCUUCACAUGCAAAACCCUUGUUCAUUUGAGCCUCACUUCUUGUGGUGCCAUCCCGAAAAGUGGGGCCGUGUGUUUACCUAGCCUCAAAAAGCUUCAUCUAAUCCGUGUUCGGUAUGAAGCUGAUGAGUCACUCCCCUACCUUAUCUCCAGCUGUCCAGUGCUCGAGGAGUUGCUUAUCGAAUCAAUCAUGCAUUUGGUUUCUUGUAUUAUAUCUUCACCCACAAUAAAAUGGCUCACCGUCCAGUUUCAGUUCAAUCGUUACAGAUCUUACAGCCAUGACUACAGGCUGGAGAUAAACACCCCAGCACUUAUAUAUCUCAACAUAGUUGAUGGUUUAUCCGAGCAUAUUGAAUCUGGUCCACUAAGCUCCUUAACCGAAGCAUAUGUCCAAGUUCACAAUGAUCAAGAAAAACAAGACGAUUUUCUCUAUUCUCGAUCGGUGUUGGAAUUCAUUGAUAGGCUCCGACACAUCAAGUGCCUAAAAUUAGAUUUAUUUACAGAUAUUGUGGACUCAGCAUUCUCCACCUCGGCCGUAAGUUUCCGUAACUUAACCAAACUCACAUUGUUCGCGGAUUGCCGUUUUCUCUCAAAAUUCCUUCAAAGUGCCCAUAAUCUUGAAAUCGUUUUCUAUUUCGAGGCUCAAAAGCGAAUAAAAAGGUGGAUGGAACCCCAACAAGCGCCCGGAUACCUAUUGUCGCGUCUUAGAACUAUACAGCUUUUUACUAUACAGCGUGAAAUUGUGAGAUAUCUUUUGAGGAAUGCUACAGUGUUGGAGAAGAUGGUAGUAGUAUACCACUGUGCCCUUAAUUUUGAGGAAAGGAAAUACUUUCUCCACGAAAUCUCGGCGUUUGAACGAAGAUCCGAGGUGUGUGAACUUGCCUUUGUUAAUCUUCUUGAUUGGGAUUUUGAUGGCAUGCGAAGAACUAAAAGACCGGAUGGAACUCAAAGAAGUGCCAAAAUGCAUCUUAAAACUAUUACGCUUAUUGAUAUCGUCGGUACAAAACACGAGCUUGAAAUUGCGAGGUAUGUUUUGAGGAGGAAUGCUGAAGUGUUGUAG